CUGAGCUCCACUAGCUAGCUUGCUGGCUUGAGAAAUUCGGCCCAAUCCACCUCUACUGUACAUACCACCUUCGAUCUCGAAGAUCCUCCACCCCCGCCUCCGGGUAUAUAUCUGCCGCCUCCCCUGACACACUUUCCUUACGCCAUCGUCGACCACAGCUGCACUCAGGCAGAGACGCGAACGGAUAGCAAGCGGGAGAGGUCACUUACAACUGAUACCUUCGACCUUCAGCGCAUGGCAGCAAUGGACAACCUGCCCUGCUCCACUUCUUGGAGAGACCUCACACACACCAGCUGGAGGGACGACGACUACAGGCGGAUGGUGAUGGCGAGCCUGAUCGAGGCGGUGUACCUGCUGGAGCUGGAGCGGCAGGAGCGGCGGGACGCGGCGGAGGUGGCGCAGCAGUGGUGGAAGCCCUUCAGCUACCGCCUGGCGCACGAGCUGGUGGACGAGCGCGACGGCUCCGUCUUCGGCGCCAUCUUCGAGUGGGACCACCACCGCCGCCCGCGCAGCCACGACGUCGAGGAGGCCAGGCCGACCGGCGCGCCGAGCGCGGUGAUCGCGUUCCGGGGCACGCUGCUGCGCGCGCCCACCAUCCGCCGGGACGUGGAGGACGAGCUCCGCCUGCUGGCCUGCAACAGCCUGCGCGGCUCCGCCCGGCUCGACGGCGCGCUCAGGGCGCUCAGGGCCACCAUCGACAGGUUCGGGUCCGAGAACGUCUGCCUCUGCGGCCACUCCCUCGGCGCCGGCUUCGCGCGACAGAUCGGCAGGAUGCUCAUGGCGUCGCGGCAGCAGCAACCACAGCCGCAGCAGCAGCAGGCGUCGCUCGAGUUCUACCUCUUCAACGCGCCCUACCUGUCGCUGCCCAUGGGGGUCCGGAGGGUGGUGAGGACGACGGACUGCCUCCUCAAGACGCUCCGCACCGGCGUCGCCGCCGUCGGCAGGUGGCACGGCAAGGCGCUCAAGAACGUCGCGUACGCCAACUGCGUGCUCGGCUACACCAGGCUCGACGGCGACGGCAGGAGGUUGUUCGACUGAGAAGCACAAAACACUGAUCCAUGCAUGACCACUUUUCCUCAACCUAGCGCUGAGCUCAACUGCUGCGCUCGAUGAUCACGCGACGCAUCACGAUCGAUCGAUCCAUCUAUCUACCGCCAUGAUCCAUCAACUUGUAGUCCUAGAAUUCAAUUCAAGGAACCACCAAUAAGCAUCUGUCUUGCUUGAGGAUGAUGCACGGCUUAGGUAGGUAGCUAGCCUGCAUGUUUUGCCCUGUACAUGUUCAUCGCUUUUCCACCGUCAAUUGUGAAUUAAAACCA
Molecule: messenger RNA, 1316 nt
Organism: Lolium rigidum
Lineage: Eukaryota; Viridiplantae; Streptophyta; Magnoliopsida; Poales; Poaceae
Product: GDSL esterase/lipase At4g10955-like
Exons: 2
Coding region: 235-1038 (267 amino acids)
Source: RefSeq, a predicted model, not a curated record